This is a messenger RNA of Varroa destructor (honeybee mite), 5173 nucleotides long. Its product is annotated as LIM/homeobox protein Lhx9-like. The record is from RefSeq and is a predicted model, not a curated record. Gene Ontology annotation, biological process: regulation of transcription by RNA polymerase II; neuron differentiation. Gene Ontology annotation, molecular function: RNA polymerase II transcription regulatory region sequence-specific DNA binding; DNA-binding transcription factor activity, RNA polymerase II-specific. Lineage: Eukaryota; Metazoa; Arthropoda; Arachnida; Mesostigmata; Varroidae. Gene Ontology annotation, cellular component: nucleus.
UGUGCGGAUGGAUAUACUUGCAUGUGUGUCUAUGGGGGGUUCUACAUAAAUGAGUGUAUGCAGUGUAUUUAUCGGAAGAGAAAGACCGCACAAAAAGUACCCACUUUGCUGCUCUCGGGUAUCCCUCGAUUCGGUUUCGAAUUCGAAGGAGAAGCUCUUGGGAGAGAAACGGGGAGAGAAAACACAGCGAAUGAACGAGACGGAGACAGACGAUACGCUUACAAUAGAAAUACUUUCAACACUCCACAGUGAAGACCACAGUCGAUCGCUGCUACGGCCGCAGUCGCGAUAGCGGCAGCAUUAGCCACGACAUCGAACGGCAGUAGCAGCCGCGCGAAAGACAUUCAGGAUCGCAAUGCGUUACUGCAACCAGCGGCGGUGGCAGUCGCGGCGGUGGUGGAAGGAGCAACACCGGGCGCAUGGCAAGCCAAUAUAAUAUCAUUCAAAGAUCGGGCUCGAGACAUCUGCGCGUUAUAGUAAAAUCCUAUUGGCUGAGCUGCGCUCGGGGGGUGGAGCCCACCGCGCACUCGAUGCUCCGCCCUUCGAGCUCCGAUCACUGUUCAGCUGGAUACAUAUAAUACCGAGCCGGUUUCAAGCGCUUAGGACCAGCCGGACGCUGGCAAGGCUCGUUCUGGAUCGCGCAAGAGGAGGAGCUGGAGGAGGAUUCGAGGGUCCGAGCGCCGUUUCGAUCUAUUGCCUAAAACGAAGACGAAGACGAAGACAAACAACAACACGAACGAGAGUCGAGAGCAGCACGGUGAACACGACGGUCCGCACAACGAUAGCUCCCAACUAGAGAACAAAGGACACAGGCCACAAUUGGUGGUGCCAACCGACAGUUUCGAGGUCUGUAUUCUACUGGUCAUAGCCUAGAGCCGCGAAAACCACCUUCUUCAAUGUCGUCUCGUAGACAUGUGAUACGGCAACGAUCAUUACCAGUAGAAACGAUGACGAUCUUUAGACAGUGAGUUGACGGAGUUGCAGAAUUGUGUGAUUGAUGGAAGCAUUGUGUGACUGUUAACAAGCGGCUAAUGAACGGUGAUACGUUACAGAAAUGCGCCGGUCGUUGGUACGUGAAUGAUAAAUUCUGCAUGCGUAAAGGACGUUCAUCGGGUGUUCAGUGCGAUCGAUUGGCGGUGACAGUAUCUGAGGAAUAUAACAUCAACAAUCAACAUUCGGUUUAGGAGGAAAGAGCGCAUGGCAUUUAGUGGCUGAGACAACGCUGAAGACAGACGAGCGCGUUAAUUCCAAUGCCCGCUUCACAAUGUCCGUGGAGGACUUGGCGAGUCCUCUGAAGAGUCUGUUAGGCUCUCCGUGUUCAUCGUCGCCCAUGGGUGGCGCAAUGGUGUACAUGGAUGAGCUGACCUCAUGCAGCUCUUCAUCGGCUGACGAAGAUACUAAUCUGAUGCUGGCGAAAUUUGCGCGCUCUGUCCCGUUCGAGCAGGCCCUGCGACAGGACCAUCCAGGAGUCGAUCAAGCUAACCGCCCACAAGACAGCUUGCCACUGGAUAUUGUUAAAGCCGAGCAGGACUCGCUCUGCGGUGCAUGUGGUCAACUAAUUCUGGACCGAGUACAGCUUCGAGUCAACGAUGUUUCAUGGCACGUUGAUUGUCUGAGGUGCUGCACCUGUGAUUGUCUUCUGGAGAAAUUCUCUACGUGUUUCUUUAGAGAUGGAAAUGUCUACUGCAAACAGGACUACGCAAGGCAAUUCGGUGCGCGGUGCGCAAAGUGCGCUAGGGGGAUCCAGCCGGCAGACUGGGUUCGGCGAGCUCGCGACCGUGUUUAUCAUCUGGCGUGCUUUGCCUGCGAAGAGUGCCGAAGACAGUUGAGCACGGGUGAAGAGUUUGCAUUGCAUGAUGGACGCGUGCUUUGCAAAGCGCACUUUCAGGAGCUUGUCGAUCCAGGCAGCCAAUCCACCGAUGAAAAUGGAGAGCAGGAACAUAAUCCUCGUGCAAAGACGAAGCGCGUUCGAACGACAUUUACCGAAGAACAGCUGCAGGUACUUCAGGCCAAUUUCAACCUGGACUCCAACCCCGAUGGCCAAGACCUUGAGCGGAUCGCACAGAUAACGGGGCUGAGCAAAAGAGUGACGCAGGUUUGGUUUCAGAAUUCGCGAGCGCGUCAAAAGAAGUACUUCAACAACCAGUCAAAGAAUGGGCACAGCCAUGGCCAUACCCACAGCAGUGGUCAGCAUAUUAACAAUAACAAUAAUAAUAACAACGGCAUUGGUGCGAGUAACGGAAGUAACGGGGGCGGCGGCAACGCUGCUGGCGCGAACGGGGCUGGCGGAAACGCGACAAGCGGCAACAAUAACAACAAUUCGGUUGUUCACAGCAACAAGCCCGGGACGCCCCUUGGAGUAGCAGGCAGAGCGAGCUCAACAACACCGUGCGUGGCCUGCGGAGGGCUAAUGUAUUGCGUCUGCUCUCCCAACAGCUCCGUCAUCAGUCCAACGACCGGAAACGUAUCAGCCAUUAGCGGAGGACCCGGAAGCAGUAACAGUUUAUCAAGUAGCCAUAGUGCGCACACGCCAAUCUCUGCUUAGCUAGCUUUAAGUCAAAGUGUUACGAAGCAAUGGAUGUGUUUUCCAUAAUGGCAUAACUCAUCCCCACCAGGCUAGAUAGUCAAUUAGCGUAAGAAAAUGACAGCUAAAUAUAAAUUCAUAUCUACAAACAAACAAUCGAUUUGAACUUCAUGUACACACCAAUGAUUUCUCACACAUGUUUUGAAUUUCGCGCCCAUUAUCAAUUUACACAUACUGAAAUCAUCUAUCAUCAUUCUUUAUCAUGAGCUACCUGCGCAUAGACAUAAGUGUAUGUUAGCGUGCAUGGGUUGCUGUGUUCGAGAAAUCGUUAAGUCGCUCAUUGAAGACACAAGUCAUUUCCCACAUGUUAGUUACGGUAAAUAGGUCCAUUUUGCUAAUAGUUCAAUUUUUUAAAAGCUUAUGUCAAUAGCUUGUGGUCUACAGCAAUGGAAAGCGGCUACCAAAGUACGAUACCUUGUAGUUUUGUUUUGUACGCAUGUCGAUGCGUGUCCAACAAUCUGUCUGAUUUAGCCAAGCAUUACCAUAUAAUAAAACAACUGGGAUGCGGAAACGCGCAAUCGAUGGGCGUGUACAUUUUGUAUAUUCAGCAAAUUCUAACAGGAUUUGUAGAUUCGCAAUGCUCACAGAGAGGUCAGAUGAGUGCGCCUUUAGUUGCUGACUUCAACGUUCUGUUUUCUAAUCAGUAGCAGUGACGCGGUUGAGCAUCGUGUAUCGUGUGAGCAAAGAAACUAUUUCCCCGUUUUCGAUAUUAUGAAUACAUCGGAUUCAAUGUGUCUAUCCAAGGAUCAAUCAAUGCCUCAGAAAGAAAACUCGAGGCAAGGUCAACUUGCUACACUGGCUAUAGAAGAAGGAUUGGCUGAGGAUGUCAAACGAUCCAGUGAUAUGUAACAUAACUACGCUUAACAGUAGCUCUCCUUUAUAACAAUGCGAAUAUACACAUAAUGAACAGAGAAUAUGUAUGGUGCGUUGAAGAACCUGACUUAGUCAUACAAAUCGCACGCGAUUUCUUGUUCGAAAGCAUGUCUCUAUUAUAAAUUUCAUCACAAAUCACUCAGUUCGUUAGAGUAGACUAGCCGCUAUUGCGUCACAAGACGUUUUUCAGUACCGCAGUAUAUUGUACCUAGGCAAACAAAACAAUACAGGCCAAUUACCAGUGGCAGGAAUUAGUCUCAUUUCGGUGUUACAAUUGCCUCAAAAUAUGAAACGGUCGCAAGUAUCAAAACAAAUUCAGGGUUUCCGCGCGGCUGCGCAUAUUGAGACAGAUGUCUCGAUUGUCUGAUCCAACUUAUAUACUGUAAAUAUAGUAGUCUUUAACCAGCCGCAAGUACUAAAUGGCCGAACGAAUAUAUACAGCCCUUAGCGCCAAACAGCUAAAAAUUAUCAAAAUGUAGUAAAUGCUAAUUAGAGUAGGGAGAAAAAUCAUGAGUAUAAUGCUACUACAAAUCGAAUCUAUAGUGGACGCACUGUAAAUUCUGAACGUAUCGAAGGUUCACGGGAAGCUGUAUGCUCUUAGCUGAGGUUCAGUCAUUUAUAUCCACAUAACGCCUGGACACCAAUGGUAAAUAGCAUUCUGACCGCUGUAGUAUGAACAUCCAAUACCCGGUGUAUCAACAUACGGCAAACAAUGAUUUUAGGUCUUCAUUUCUUGAGUUAGCAGAGCAUUGCGUCGUUUGCCAAAAAUAAACUAGGUGUAAACUUUAUGAGCAAUAGGCACCCAAUGUCUCUCUAAGCAGCUCAGAAAGAUGCUGAAAUCCAUAGAGUAAAUUACCUAAUAUACAGUCUGAAUAUAUAUAUAUAUAUAUAUAUAUAAUGGCCUAGUACGACCCCUUAUAGUAGCAGCUGUUCUGAGGUUUAGUAAAAGAGUUGUGCGAACUAGAUCGACGGCCACCUAUUUAUUUCUACUUGACGUUUUUUGAUGAUACGCGGAAUUGACGUUGUAACGCUAUCUAUAUGACCCUAUAGUUUUCGUCGCUAACCUCAAUGAGGUGAUUAUAUUUCGGAAGUAUUCUCACUCUAGCUUCAUAAAAUUGCACUUUUUGUAAGUUUUCUUAAGGACGUUUUUGAAAAACGACUUUAAUCCUGUGGUACUUUCUAAAUAGGCCACAUAGGUAUUCGCGUUCCAAGCUCAAGUUCAAAAGCUUUGCAUGAUACAAUCGUGAAUCUGUGUCUACGGCAUAAUUAUCUGGCAGAUAUUGUUAUGCAAUUCACACUCGUUACUCAUGAGGUUUGGGAUAGUGCGCAUGAGGUAGGGUUAUAUGAGACCUAUCUUUGUCCUUUCGUUUAACUAAAAUGAGUCUGUAAAAGACAAUGGUUUUGAUGGUGUUUGAGACAAAUUGCCAGAAACAUGUGGCACUUUUUAUUAGAUGACUUGGCCGUUAAACGUCGACCGUCGUAUAUAAUUCAUAUACAAUCGUACAACUUUAACUGUGUAUCUAGCCGUUCCUAUUAGAUAGCAGAUAAAUACGUCGUGGUGUGCAGGGGUAGAAACGAUGCUAGCAUGAGCCAAUAUCUGUGCGUAUAAUUAUUUCAAUAAUAAUAUAUAAUGCAAAAAAAUCUAUCUUAUUUUUCCUUUUCCUUCUUGUAAAUACUGAAACAAUAAAAAUCUACCUCCUGAUAACAUUCAUCAUU